AUGACCUCCAAACCCAUCAUCCUCGUCACCGGCGGCAACCAGGGCCUCGGCCACGAAACGCUCAAAGUGCUCGCGCAAAAGAAAGCAUACCACCUGGUCGUUGCCGCCCGAUCCCAAGAAAAGGCCGACGAGGCUGUUCGUGUGAUUGCGGCCGCUAGCGGGGGCAAUGUGACAGAAGACUUUACGCCUGUGGUCAUUGACCUGACCAGCGACGAGACAAUCCAGGCCGCGGCCACCCUCGUGAAGCAGAAAUUCGGGCGGCUCGAUAUCCUGGUCAACAACGCCGGCAUCGCCCGAUCGCCCCGCGGGGACAACGUCACCCUGCGCCAGGAUCUGCGCGAUGUUUUUGAAACAAACGUCUUUGGCGUCGCGGUCAUGAAUGAGACAUUCUUGCCCCUACUGCGCGCUUCUACGUUCCCACAGCGCCGCAUCGUCACCGUCACCAGUGGCCUCGGCAUGUUUGGCGUUGCUCUCAAAGAAUCCUCCCCAUACAACGCCUGGAACUAUAGAUUCCCCGUCUAUCGAAGCAGUAAGUCGGCCGUCAAUAUGAUCUCCGCCGUGGACAUGAUCGCCCUCCGUGACGAAAACAUUUCCACGGUCCUGGUGGAGCCGGGAUACUGCCGCACGGCAUUUGGCAAUUACCACGGCCACAAGGAUGCAGAUGCUGGUGGGAGGGUGAUUGCACGUGCGGCCGUAGAAGGGGAUAACAAGGAUUUGUUCUUGAAGAUCGUCGAUGACGAAGGGAAGCAUGAGGAGUUUGGUUGGUAG
Messenger RNA from Aspergillus calidoustus, 768 nucleotides. NCBI's taxonomy places the organism in Eukaryota, Fungi, Ascomycota, Eurotiomycetes, Eurotiales, Aspergillaceae. The record is from the annotation of a GenBank genome assembly.